AUGUCCAUUUUAAGUCCAUUGGUCAAGGCGGCUGAGGCCGUCAAUAAGCUUAAUGCAAAUUACACUUCCAUCAGUUAUGAGGAAUUGAAAGCUAUGACGUUCAUGCAGCGUGUACGCGCAUACAAUUGGACAUUCGAACUGGGCGCGGUGGCGGUUCUGGGAUUGGUGCUCGUUUUCUAUUUAGUGGGUACUAAACUAAAUACUUCUCGUGCUGAAAAACUAUUCGACUCCGUCAGCCAAUGUUUCCACGAUCUGGCUUUUGCACGCGUUGGAUUCUCGACAAAGUCGGGGGACAAGAAGAAGUACAUCAGUGAACAUAACAAUACUUGGUUCACGACCUUCACUACUGGGCGUUCCACCAUCAAGUAUAUUACCGUGCGUUCUCACAUGUAUGCUCGUUUCAAUCCCAUGGCCAUGAUCACAGAAAGAGUCCUUGGAGUUUUCUUCCCAAGCUUAAUCGAACGAGACUUACAAGAAUACGUCGAGGUGGUUGUAGCUCCCAACGGAAUCUAUGUGCCAAACGAAUUGGCAGAAGUACCAGCCAAUGCUAAUGAAGCUUUGUCCAAAUUCAAGUUCAUUGCGUCCAUUGUUAAUAAGGGAGACAUGGGCAAGGCUCGCGAGCAGAACUACUUUUUAUCUUUGACGCAUACUGCCGAGAGUGAGAACCUUCCACUCCAAUACGUGUUCAUGUCGGAAAACAAUCAAUUGAAUGGCUUUUUUUCCCGUUACGGUGGUGCUGAGUUUAGAACACUCUUGGAAAAAUGUGCCAAUAUUUUGAGCUAUAUUAGCUUCACAGACCUACCCGACGAGAAGCCAAUUACUGACAAGUUAUGGAACGAAAAUCAAGAACCUCGCUGUGUGAUCAGGUGCAAGCUAUCUACUAAUUCUCGUGACUUGACUAAUUUGAAUGAAUUGAUCAAGUCCGUGGUAGGGAUCUAUGAUUCUGUUACCCAAGAAUUCUUAGAAACCCCCGCUAGUGCUUUCAUCACAAACGAUAUGUUGAAGAAGUCGUACAAUCUACGUACUCAAGAAUUGCAGAAGAUCCAAAAGGUAAUGAAGCAGGUGGAAAGAGAGUUAGCCAUGGAAAAGAAGCAGAAGCUCGAGAAAGAAAAGAGACGUGAAUUGAGAAAUAAGCUAAGCGGUGAAGAACAAGACAAGCUGGACAGAAAGAUGAAGGAGAAAAGAGAGAGACGUAUGAGAAACAGACAAAAGACUAGAAUGUAG
Lachancea fermentati is the source of this 1224-nucleotide messenger RNA. The record is from the annotation of a GenBank genome assembly. NCBI's taxonomy places the organism in Eukaryota, Fungi, Ascomycota, Saccharomycetes, Saccharomycetales, Saccharomycetaceae.